Molecule: messenger RNA, 2628 nt
Organism: Ricinus communis (castor bean)
Lineage: Eukaryota; Viridiplantae; Streptophyta; Magnoliopsida; Malpighiales; Euphorbiaceae
Product: nucleolar protein 10
Exons: 16
Coding region: 277-2352 (691 amino acids)
Biological process (GO): maturation of SSU-rRNA from tricistronic rRNA transcript (SSU-rRNA, 5.8S rRNA, LSU-rRNA)
Cellular component (GO): nucleolus; 90S preribosome; nucleus
Molecular function (GO): protein binding
Source: RefSeq, a predicted model, not a curated record
AAAAUUUGACAAUCACUUAAAGUAUUCACUACUGCUAGCUAGUCAAUACAACAAAAGUGUCUCUAAUAAAUCUGAGAGUUCUUUAAGAAAUAAAAACCAAAGUAAACCACAGACCUAAACAAAAAGUUGCAGUCUGUAAUCCAACCGCCUCUUCUAGUAGCAGAAGCAGAACACUGCAUAAAUUUUUAUGUAGACGGAAAAAGAAAAAGCGCCAAAAUCGAAGGAAAACGGAAAAAGAAAAAUAAAACUAGCUUGAACUUGUAAUUAGUGGAAAAGAUGGCUGUGCGAGUUGGGAACAUGAAGGCGAUGUCGGUAAAUGGAGUUCAAAUGUAUACGAUUUCGUCUCAGCAGCGUUCUGUAGCCACCUGGCUUAAUCCCAAGAAGCAACGAGCUCUUCGCAAAGAUAAAGAAUAUCAGCAAAGAGUGGAGUUGCUUGAGGAUUUGAGGUUUGAAACAGCUACAUCAAAAAUCAAAGUAACUCCCGAUGGAGAAUAUAUCAUUGCAUCAGGAAUAUACCCACCUCAAUUUAAAGUAUAUGAGGUUCGAGAAUUGUCAAUGAAGUUUGAAAGACAUAUGGACUCUGAGAUUAUUGAUUUUCAGAUAUUGGAUGAUGAUUAUUCAAAGCUUGCAUUUUUAUGCGCUGAUCGUUCUGUUUCCUUGCAUGCCAAAUAUGGGAAACAUUACAGCUUGCGGAUCCCAAGGAUGGGGAGGGAUAUUGCAUAUGAUUGUUGGUCUUGUGACUUGCUUUGUGCUGCUUCAUCUCCAGAUUUAUAUCGCAUCAAUUUAGAACAGGGGCGAUUUCUGUCCUCAUUCAAUACACAGUCACCGGCCUUGAAUAUAGUUUGUCGGAGCAAGCUUCAUGGGUUGGUUGCUUGUGGUGGCGAGGAUGGUGCUGUGGAAUGUUUUGAUACGAGAAUGAGAACUUCAGUUGGUAGAAUUAAUGCUGUUGGACCUGCUGGUGAUGUCGACCAGGAGGUCACUGCAUUAGAGUUUGAUGAGGACAAAGGCUUCCUCAUGGCUGUUGGAAGUAGCACUGGGAAGGUGCUGCUCUAUGAUCUGCGAUCCUCACAUCCCAUACGAGUUAAGGAUCAUAUGUAUGGCAGCCCAAUAUUGGAUAUUAAGUGGCAUCGUACUCUCAAUUCUGAACGAGAUAAGCUAAUCACUACAGAUACUCAUGUAGUUAGAAUAUGGGAUCCUGAGACGGGAGACGGUAUGACAAGCAUUGAACCUACAGCAGGAAAAAUAAACGAUAUAUGCGUUUAUAAUAAUAGUGGCUUGAUGUUGCUGGCUUUAGACUGCAGCCAAAUACCAUCCUACUUUAUUCCUUCUCUGGGACCUUCUCCUAAAUGGUGCCCUACUCUUGAAAAUAUAACGGAAGAACUGGAGGAAAACCCACAAACAACCAUAUAUGAUAACUACAAAUUUUUGACGAAAGAGGAUAUUAAAAAAUUGAAUUUGACAAAUUUGAUCGGGACCAAUCUUUUAAGAGCCUACAUGCAUGGGUUCUUCAUUGAUUAUCGGCUGUAUAAGAAGGUCAAAUCAAUGGUGGAUCCUUUUGCUUAUGAGGAUUACAUAGAGCAGCAGAAACAGAAGAAGCUAGAUGAUAGCCGUGCUUCUCGAAUUACGAUUAGGAGAAAAUUACCUAAGGUUAAUGCUAAGUUUGCAGCUACAAUCCUUGAAAAUGAAGAAACUGCGAAUGAAAAGAAAGAUGCUGAUGGAAAUGAAACCAAAAAACCAUCCAAGAAAAAGAAAGUACUUGGCUCUGAGAUAUUCAAAGAUGAUAGAUUUGCGUCACUAUUUUUGAACAAGGACUUUGAGAUUGAUGAGCAGUCACAAGAAUAUGUGGCUUUACAUCCUAUGGCUUCCCAGAAGCAAUCCUCUUUGGUAGAGGAACAUUUUGAACCUGUAAUUGAGGACGAAGAUGAGAAUUCAAGUGAUGCAGAUGCCUCAUCUCAGUCUUCAGAAGAUGAGCCUCGCAAUGAUAAGGUCACAAUGAAAAAGAAAUCACGAGCUCCAAGAUUGUUCGAAGUCAAGGAUGAGAGGCAUGCAGAGGCAUUCUGGAAUCGUGAAUCGCUAAAAACUGAAGACUCUCUUCCUAUGGGAGAGAGGGUGGCCGCUCUAUGUGAUGAUCGUAAGGCUACUGGACUUCCAAAUAAUGUGAAGUUGGGACCAGGAGGAUCCCGGGAAAUCUCCUUCAUUUCUAGAAGCUCAGCCAAGUACAAGGAGGAUGAGGAGGACAAAGAAACACGGGGUGAAAAGAGGCGGGGAGUCCAGUCCCUAGGGCUAAAGUCAGGAGGAUUUAGAGGUCGCGGAAGAGGGAAUCGGGGGAGAGGCAGAAGAGGCCGGCGGUGAACAUGUACCCAAGUGAUUGUAGUUGUAUAGCUUUAGCAAGCCUUCGUGUUGGUGGUUUUAGCUAACAUGUCGUGUUCACAGAGUGGGUGCGAUUAAGCUAUUCAAUCUCAAGGGAAUGCCAAGCUUCUCUAAUUUUUAUUAUUAAGCCAUUUGUAGAAGAAUAUUUUUUGUUUUGCACCAAAAAGGAAAAUUUUGUUUUGUGAAUGAGAGACUCUUCUUAAUGCCAUUUUUAAGCAGUUGGCUAAAUAGAAAAAAGUAGAUCUUCAUUGUUUCUUA